GUGCCCUCGCGGGAUUACAAUGAUCGUAUUGUAUUCACAUCAGCAAUCGUAUUUAUGACUUCCAAUAACACCGGUCGGAAAUACGGUGUCUGAUUCUAUCUGACGUAAUUGCGUUCUACACCAACAAUGGACGAAGUAGUCUCGAACUCCGCUCCUACUUUAAGGGUUCCAGCGAAACAAAUUAUUGCCGUUGAGCAUCCCAUGAUUGUACAAAAUCUUGAUAAUGGCAUCAAGACUUUUGGAAGGAAUCAUCCGUUUGAAAGGAUUGUUGACUCUCGUGACGCCCAAGAUAUCAUACCUCUCUAUUUACGCCAUGAUGAUCCUAUGUGCACCCCAAUCCUGUCACAAAAUAGUCCAACGAACAACGUUCUAUUGAAGAUUACUGUGCCAAAGCGCAUUGGAAGGAAGCGCAAGAGAGGCUCUCAAGAUCCACAUCAUGAUGGGUGGAUUCCACUGGAAGACGAUGUCCCAACGUCUGCGACUUCUGAGAUUGUACACUCCUAUUCGGGGAAGGACAAGCCUGCCAGUUUGCUACGAAAACUGCAGGAUACGCAAGGGAAGUACACUGUCGAAGUAGCAGGAGAAGUCACGCAGAGUCACAGAUAUCGAGGUCUCUCUGAUUUCCAUCAUUCGACAAGUCAGACAGAGUUUAUGCCCAAAUUUCGCAACAUAGCUUUCGCAGAGAAUGUGGAUACACUUCGAGAAUUCAAGUUCAACCCCAGCAGAGGAGUCAAGGAAAAUGAAGAAUUCUUUCCCCCUCCUAUCCUAUCAUCGCACCAAAUACCAUUCAACUGGGGAUUUCAUCAAAAUUCGAAUAUCUCCGCACAAGUCGACCAAGCUACAGGACAGGUGAGACUUGUUAACAAACAAGGUGGCAGGAAAGUCCAAUUGCAAUACCUGAGCUCUGACGCUACUUCCAUACCCAUGCACGCGCAUGCGCCUCCUCCCGACGAACCAGAACUUUUGAAGUUGAUUGGGGAACUUCGACAAGCUAUAGAUGAACGUCCUCUUUGGACUCGCAGAGCCUUGGUAAACCGCGUCGGCACCUCCAAAGAACUGUGGACAUUCAGAGAUGCUCUCCAAUAUAUUGGCUAUCAGUUCAGAGGUGGCCCUUUUCGUGAUGCUCUCAUCAAAUUUGGUGUUGACCCUCGGACUGACCCAAAAUAUCGCCAAUACCAGAGCUUCUUUUUCAAGCUCUUUGAACAGGAAGAGAAAAUCGAAGGCAUGCAGUGGAAAGACGUCCGCACAAGUUAUACAGUCAACAAGAAAGGUGCCACGAAGGAAUACAGAGAGAGUCACAUUUUUGAUGGCAAAACAGUCAUUUUGGAUGGCAAAAUCUGGCAAGUGUGCGAUGUCACAGAUCCGGUGCUAGCUCGACUCAUGAGAGAUGCGCCGUACCGAGAAAAAUGCGAAACUUCCAGUGAUGGCUGGUUUUAUGAAGGCACCGUGGCGAAGAUCAGAGCGAUCAUGAAGACCAAGUUGAUGGCUGUUUGUUGCAAGAAAGAGCUGAUCGACGAGGAGUUCGACGACGCUCUUCGCGUUCCCGAUAUACUCCCUGGAAAGAAGAGUAAAUCAAUUCUUGUUCCUCUUCCAAAAGUUGGCCUUACAGAAGAAGAAUUAGCAGAGAUGAGAAAGCAAGGUUCGACCAAGGCCGUUCAGACAAGUGGUGUUCACAAAAAGGCAGUUCGAGGCAAGGCCCGGAUUGCGAGGAUUCGCAAGAGAGUCACCAAGGCACCUGGAAACGACAUCAUCCAUGGAAACAUUCAAAUAGCCAGUCAGCCAGAGCGAGCAAUCCUACCAAAACCUAGCACAGCUCCAGUUGGACCGUCUGGACCAGUUACUCAACCAGCCAUCGAACCCGCCGCGUGGAAUAUCCCAGCGCCUGUCAUCGACCCAAAUCUCGAAAACUUGCCUGCGUCAGAUCGACCGCUUGCAUCAAUUGAAGGUGAAGCUGUGGGUGGACAGUCGCGAAUGCCUGCUGCAGGUACCCUUACCGUCCACGAGGAGGAGGAAGGUCCCAACGGUUCUGAUAAUGUGGAGACUGACAUCGAGCAAGAUGAGAUACCCGAUGGCGUGGAGAGUGAAAUUGAUAGUGACGAGACGGAUGAGGUCGAUUAUACGGCGCUGUAUUAUAAUCAGGGUACGAGCGGGCAAUAGUGGACGACCUCGAUGUCAGCGUACGAGCAAUUCUCUGUCUUGUCAUCGGGCAGAUUACAUCUUAAUUCGGAAGAUGUCACCUUGUUGUUACUGUACAAAUGAUGCCAUGAGUCCUUUGUCGUCAUGAAUUUUUGGAUACUUCACUCGAGAAGAUUGCG
Mollisia scopiformis is the source of this 2315-nucleotide messenger RNA. RefSeq lists its product as uncharacterized. The record is from RefSeq and is a predicted model, not a curated record. The transcript has 4 exons. Gene Ontology annotation, cellular component: transcription factor TFIIIC complex. The coding region runs from base 127 to 2157 and encodes 676 amino acids. NCBI's taxonomy places the organism in Eukaryota, Fungi, Ascomycota, Leotiomycetes, Helotiales, Mollisiaceae. Gene Ontology annotation, biological process: transcription initiation at RNA polymerase III promoter.